Messenger RNA from Exophiala mesophila, 2052 nucleotides. RefSeq lists its product as uncharacterized. Bases 383 to 1813 code for a protein of 476 amino acids. Lineage: Eukaryota; Fungi; Ascomycota; Eurotiomycetes; Chaetothyriales; Herpotrichiellaceae. The transcript has a single exon. The record is from RefSeq and is a predicted model, not a curated record.
AGGUACCUACUUGGUAAUGUUCUGACAAUUCAUGAAUCUUGCCACCCAUGCUUGCAUGGAUUAUGCCCUCGCCUCCUGUGCGUAGUACUAUGCACUGCUGUACUCACACUCGCCUUUAUUAUUAGUCGAGCCUUCUCUCACCGCCGAUGACCAACUAAGCCAAUGCCACCAGUGGCACUCCCCCAGAACGACCUCUUUGCUUUGUCAACCCAACAACUAUAAUUCACUCUUGGUCCAUCAUCCGCGAACCGUCACUUUGAUCUUUAUCAUUAUCGCCACCUGUUCUGAUACUAUUGCUUGUCUACCGAUAUUAGUGAUGCAAAGUCCGCGGGCGCGGGCCACGUUGAUGUCCAUCCCCAUGUUUUGUUUCAUUUAAUCUGCGAUGAGUCUGUCAUCGACCUCUGGGAGCGGGAGUGACUCCGACUACCACGCAACAACUCCACCCACUUCAUCUCGCUCUCGUCCUCGUCCUCAACCACCACCACGAAAUCGUCAUCCCUCCUACCAAAUUCCUCGCUCCGAAUUGCCACCCUCAAUACCUCUUCCAUCCUCUUCCAAUACAGCCUCUGCUGUUCACACACCUGCUCAACCUCCUCGACUUCCCUCUCCUCGACUCUUCCGCGCUUGGUUCUCCACCUCGGACGAGAAUUCUUCACGCAGACAGAUUACCUUACCUCCGGCUUCCUUUGACGGCACCGGCCAGGACGUCACCCGGGCCUUUCAGUCCGCCAAUAGAGCUGUGAGGACCGCUCAAGAGGCUUUCCAGUCCACCAGGCCAACGACGGACAACAUUGCUCUCGAUUUAACUGAGAGCAGUCCUGGAAGCCAUCCCGCCCAGCCUACUUUUCAACAUGCCGCACAUCUUCACACCCGUUCCUCCCCCAGACACCUGAAUCCGACGUCUCGUACCGAUUCCAGCUAUCCACUUCCUGUCCACACGACUUUAGCUGCUCAUUACCACAACCUGUGGAACUAUUUACCUCGUCUCCACGGCUUCGGCGUUCAUGAACUUCCUUCAGCGAAUUCCGAUCUCAACGUCCUCCAAGAUCAAGAAGCUAUACACAGACAGAGAGACAAUCACAGAAAUUGGCAACGUACGCAGGCCAGAAACCGCGAGCGAAAUCAUAACCAACCAGAAACAAUGUCCCCUCCCCGCCCCUCCACCUCGAACUCACAGCCUUCUCCCAAAACCUCCCGACGGCCCAUGUCUCAAAAUGCAAAUACAAUAGACCCUGCGAUAGAGUCUGUUGAUCUCACCGAGGUCGAUGACAGUACUGCAUUAUCAUCACUUCUCGCCAAGCAACGACAAGAUGCUAUCCUAGCCCAGAACGCCGGAAACGAGUCUGGCCGCACACCGUUUACUGCCUACAAAUGUCCAGUCUGCAUGGAAAGCCCAACAGAUGCGACGACCACCGUCUGUGGCCAUGUCUUCUGUCACCGCUGCAUUGUCGACACCCUCAAGUGGUCGAUAGAGCAGCGCCGCCAUGAUCUACCAGCAAAUCGAAAAACAAAGGGUGUUUGCCCCGUGUGUCGAAAGCCGCUCGACAUCAAAGACACAGGAACUGGCCGGCAUUUGAUUCCGCUUGAGAUAAAGCUGAUGGUUCGACUGAAAAGAAAGCGCGAUGAGCACCAGGACAAAGGCAAAGGCAAAGCCAGGCUUUCCAAGGUCGAGACGCUUAGUAGCGACGAUGACAACUCCGCGCCUUCCAAGAAGAGAAACAAGGAGAAUAUUCGAGCUGGCAAAGCACGACAGCGGGAGUCGACGGAAGAGGCAUUAUGGGGAGAGUUGAUUGAGGAACCUCCUUCAGACUAAGGACUGUCCGAUAUGGAAUUGGGGAUAAGGGUUUUACGAGGCUUUUUGUCUGCCUGUGAAAAUCUUGGACUGGCAGGCAGUCAGUCAGUGUUAGUACAGGCAAAGACCGGGAGAGAAAAGCUGUUCCAGACAUGCAGAUGGCAUACUGCUGAAUUGGCCUUUUGUUGUCUCCACAUGCAUCAUGAUACCCAUGAAAAUUCAUAAUGAAAACAAUAGAGAGCAUUAAUUGCAUAUUAAAG